Messenger RNA from Phytophthora sojae, 750 nucleotides. RefSeq lists its product as hypothetical. NCBI's taxonomy places the organism in Eukaryota, Oomycota, Peronosporomycetes, Peronosporales, Peronosporaceae. The record is from RefSeq and is a predicted model, not a curated record. The coding region runs from base 1 to 750 and encodes 249 amino acids. The transcript has a single exon.
AUGACGUGCGCGGGCUUCCUGGUGGUGGCCAACAGCCACGCGGCCUCCGUGGAGAUCUGCACGGGCGUCCUGGUGUGCUCCCUGGACGUGGCCGGCCGCGCCGAAGCCUCCGAACCGUCCGAGCACUCGCUGCCGCCGCUGGAGCCGCGGCGCAUGGCCAAGCUCGAGGUCUGCACCACCGCGCGCGCGUCGGCCCACAAGAUGGAGGACAAGCCCCGGCAGCCAGAGGACGAGCUGGAGCCGCAGGACGAGCCGGCCAAGCGCCAGCGCCUGCUGCAGCUCAGCGGCUUCAUGAUCGAGGUGCUGGACCGGGACGACGAGCUGGACGAGCCGUCGCUGCCCUUCUCCUUCCAGGUCAACACGUACAAGAUGCACCUGCGGCCGGACGGCAGCUCCAGCAGCACGCUAAGCGACUCGCUCAUCCUCUCGGCCACGGACGAGGAGGCCAAGAAGCUCUGGGUCAAGAACAUCAAGUUCUGGAACCGCUACGGCUGGAGAGACACAGUGCAGGUGGCCGCCACGCACGAUGACCUCGUCAAGCUGCGGGAGACGCUGCAGAACUACAGCACCCCGCAGCUCCUGGGCGCCUACCCGCGCUACAGCAGUGAUGACGCCUACUGCCGAGACCGCAACAGCGCCAUGCUCUACGGCGGCCGCAGCAGCUUCCAGUCGUCCUGCGCUACGAGACGCCAGACCAGACGACGGUUCUACCGCACGACUUUGCCGGGAUCGUUCGCGCCGCCGUCCUGA